Messenger RNA from Cherax quadricarinatus, 19744 nucleotides. The record is from RefSeq and is a predicted model, not a curated record. NCBI's taxonomy places the organism in Eukaryota, Metazoa, Arthropoda, Malacostraca, Decapoda, Parastacidae.
GUCCAAGGAGGUGACAACGCGCAUUUUCAGGUUUGGGUGUGGGGCACAGGUCCUUGUCUUGCCUUAGGGUCGACUGAAGCCACCAUGCUGAGACCACAGCCAAUUGAGGAGUUGGCAGGAUUGCGGAUUGUGGAUAUAUCUGCUGGAGACUCCCAUGUGAUGGCACUAACACACGAGUCUGAGGUUUAUGCCUGGGGUUCAAAUACAAUGGGUCAGUGUGGGCAGGGUCAUACGGUAUCGCCCAUUCAGCAGCCCAAGAAAGUGAUGGGACUGGAUGUUGCUGUUCACCAGAUUAGUGCUGGAACCACUCACUCCAUAGCCUGGACUGCCAUACCCACAGACAGACGUGUGGUAUCAUGGCAUCGUCCUUUCUGUGUUGAUCUCCAAGAAGGUACUUUUUCUCUCCUGAGAACCUUCAUUGAACUCUACUGCUGCUUUGAUGACUUGGAGAAACCAAUCAAGCCAUUUGCUUCUUUAAGGGACCAGGAGAAGUUUGUGUUGUUAUGUCUACAGCUGCUCAACACGCACCUGUCUUUAGCAUUGACAGGUGGCAUGACACAGGCUGUGCUGGGUUCUGAGGCAUCGCCACUCAGGGAACUGCUCUUCAGGCUAGUUGAUGCCAAAUUGCCUCGAGCCAUAGAAGCUGGUGUGUGCGAGGGUCUGAGUUCGCCUUUACUUCUCCCUCCCUUGGCCUCGCGUAUGAGUCUCCUCUAUUGUCUUUUGCCAAAGUCACCGGAAGAUUGGGGGCGGCUUUCUCGUGGUCAGCGUUUGCAGUUGGGUAUUUUAGUGGUGAGUCUUGAGGACCAUAGUCAUGUUGCUGCGCUACUUGGGUAUGGCUCUCCUGAUGAUGCCCCAACCCUCUGUCAUCAUACCUCAACUACUUUACCUCGGGACUUGAUGCACACUUUACUGGCUAACCUCAGAUUUCAUACGGAACAUCAGCUGAACCAGAUCCUCGAAGAAGAAAAACCAGGUAAAAAGGGACUAGUUAAAGGUAAAUCUGCAACUCGCUAUGAAGGUUUAAAAAGAAGAGACUCUGAAGCUUACAAGACUCGAGAGGAAUGUCUAGCUAGUGGAGAUUCAGAUUCACAUAAGGAGGAGACCCGGGAUGAAGGUUUAGCCAGCAAGGACUCAGAACCUCAUAAACCAGAAACUUCUGAUGAGAAUUUGGAAAAUCAAGAAUGCCAAGCUAUCCUGCCACAAGCAUCUGAAACUCCACAAAAGUGGUCAGCAUCUUCAGCAGGAGUUGAUAGCAGUGAGGAACAAGGAAGCAGCCAAGAUGAACGUGACACUGCACGUCAGUAUAUAGACUCAAGACUUGGGGGUACUCAUCCUCAGCAUCUUCUUCGACUUCUCUCAAACCUACAUUCACACCUCCUGGCAUACUGCACUCAUCACCAGUUUGAAGAGAAUUCGUCAAGUAUGCGACUGUUAUACGAACACUUGAGUGAACUGUUCGAGAUGUGCGGUGCACUGCUCAGUCAGACGGCAAAUCUUCUUGCUUCACAUCCUGGACUGGCUCAUCUCAUUCAUGAUGUUGUGUACCGCAGUGUGUGUGGCUGGGUUCUGGCCCAUGUGGUGUAUGCUCUGUUGCUCUUCCCAGCAAGACUUGUGCGCCCACUCCUGGCUCCUCUAAGAGCCAUUCUUCCCAUCCUGGACUCCACUAACCGCACAAUAGCAUCUGUAACCUCGUUUACUGACCAAGAGGAUGUAACGUCAGAGGUUGACACCCCAACUCCCGACACUGUGAAGAGUGUAGGAGGAGGAGUAGUGGGUCGUCAGUGGGCGUGGCUGUUGGAUGUGGAGCGAGCCUGUGGCUUAGUGGUGGGACGGUGUUUGGAAGGCAUGCUGCUUGGUCCUCCUCUGACCUCUAAGGAGGUGCAAAGUAAACCUUGGCUUUCAAUGCAACUUUUCUCCUGUGGACUGGCAGUAGUAAAUAUAAGCCCAGAAAAAGUGAGUACCUCCAUUGAGCAUAUAUUGAGCAUUCUGGAGUGUGGGAAGGAAGUGGUAGUGGAAGCCUUGCAUAAUUUUGCGACGACCUACACUCAGCUUGCUACUCCACUCAUUACCGUCCUUGAAUCAAAGAGUCAGGUGACGCUAUGGAUGGACGAGAUGGCUUGUGGAGAGGAUUGGGACACUUGUGAGGUAAAGGAAGAUCUUCUCUUGGACAUCACUACCCAGCUGCUGCUCUCCACCUUCCUCCUGCAGACGGGGGUCUCUCAAACACAACUUGGCGUGCAUUACUGUAAUAUCAUGAGAGAAAUUUUCCGACUGGUUUAUCACAUUAGACGCCGGCUAGUCACUCUGAAGACUCAAGAAACCUCAGAAUCUCAAGAAAGAUCAAGAACAGGAUCUGAAACAGCCCAGGAAGAGGAGCGUGCACGAGUGGAAAUUGUAGAGCAGAUGUUGUCUCUUAGGGUACCAGUGAAUCAUGAACCAGAAGACCAGGAAGAAGUGCGGGAACUGAGAGAGCGGCUGAUGGCCAUGAGAAGUCCAAGAGCAUACGAUGAACAAGAUCCAGAAGAGAGUGGUCAGGAAGCUGUGGAGGAAGGUGUUAGUUAUGAGGCUGCCAAUCUUCACAUCAUAACACAGUGUCUGGUGCUUAUGAUGGCUAUCAAACCUGCUCCAUUGUUGCCAAAAUCCUGCAUUCAGUUGACAUAUCAGGAGGUAUUGAGUCUAGUGAUGGGUCGCUGUAUAGAAGUGCUGAGGUUUGCUGGUGCAGAAGACCACCAGCUGUCAUCUCUUAAGACUGUAGCUAAUCUCCCACCUGGACCUGAUGUUAUUCUCACCUCAAUGACAACCCAACAAGCUAGAGCAGAGUCUCGACUAGAUGCACUGGAGCUGAUGCUGACGCUGUUGACUCCUGUGAAUGAUGGAGACAAAACAGAGGAGGACACUAAGGAGCAUUUUGCUUUAGAAAGAGCAUGUGGAUCUCUCCUUCCUUCUGUGUAUCAUGAGGUGAUGACUGGAUGCUUUGGUUUGGAAAGUCUUUGGAGCAGUAGUAGUUACUCGUUAGUGCGAUCACUGGAAGCCACACACUACCUCGAUGGUAUCCGAGCAGCGAGCAUGCCCACGCAGAAGAAGAUUGCUACGACUGUUCACAUUAUCUACCGUCAUCUAGUCUCAUCUCUACUUCAACAUGAACAGCCAGACAAAGGUCUUCGGGAGCGCCUCUGUCUGCUGACUAUAUUUGCUCUUAGUGUCCGCUAUGAAGCACCUGAUCUGAGCUUAGCUGUAUCAAGUGGUCUGCUUGAUGCCUUAGUGCGAAUGUGCUGUCCAUACGAUCCUCCAACUCUGCGUCAUACCCCUCAUCCAUCCCCGACAGAUCUUUUGCCUCAUGCAGCACAUACACUCUUCCAAAUUCUUACUAUUUUAACUGGGUAUUAUGCAGAAGACAUCAGUAAAUGUGUUCUCUCACAAGUUAUGAAUCUCUUGCAUCUGCAAGUUGAAGACCUUGUUAAUCAUAUCAUUAAAGCUAAUGAAAUCACAUGGAAAACUUACAUGCAACAUGAAUCUAUUAUUCCACUUGAAAAGAAUGUUGAUAUAGCUAAACCUGACCUAAAAGAAGCAGAAGUUGAAGAAAGAGAGAGAGAUGGUAUAGAUGUAAAGGAUGUUGGUAAAAAAGAAAGAAAGAUAGGCCAGAGAAAAUUAGAACUACGCCUCACAGGUCUUGAUGGCGGCCAGAACAACAAUGCUGCAGAUGCCAGGAAACGACGACAUUUAGAGGUAACCUUAGGAAACCUCCUAGUGUUUGUGAGGCGGCUGUGUGUUAACCAGCGGGUGAGAGUUCUUGUUGGUCGUCAGCCGUGGGUACGUCUUCUGCUUCUGGUCACUGGUGAGCAGGCUGAAACUCACCUUCCUCAAGUCAUCAGUGUAAGAACAAGAGUUUUGGCACUGACACUGUUGGGCGCUACUCUGCCAUAUUCGGAUUUUGACUUGGAGGCUCGGGAACAAGUUGUAAGACAGCUCUUCAUGCAGCUGGCAGCAAAUAUGUGGGUGAUACCCUCUGCUCAGGCUCAUCUUAAGGCAAGUCAGUUGUUGACAGAACUUCAAAAACAUCUUGUGAGACUGUCAAGUCCUGAUUUGCUAGAUGAACAGUCAAGGCCUGAUUCCCCUGAUGAUAGUUUACCAGUCCAGGAAGUAGGUUUUGACCCUGACAAGUCUGUGUGUUGUUCAGUUGAAGGAGGACACACACUUGUUCAUGGUCCAGGGGGUCGUGGCUAUGGUCUAGGCUCUACUCCAAUUACCUCUGGCUGUUAUCAGUGGAAGUUUCUCAUUGUGAAAGAGAACCGUGGUAAUGAAGGAACCUGUGUUGGCGUCUCAAAAUAUCCUGUCCGUGACUACAGCCAUAGGACUUCAUCAGACAUGUGGCUAUAUAGAGCUUACUCAGGAAAUUUGUACCACAAUGGGGAACUGAGUGUUUCCUUACCUGGUUUUACUCAGGGAGAUUACAUCACUGUGGUGCUUGAUAUGGAGGCUAGGACACUAAGCUUUGGCAAGAAUGGAGAAGAACCUCGACUUGCAUUUGAAAAUAUUGAUGCUCCUGAACUAUAUCCAUGUGUUAUGUUUUAUAGCACAAAUCCUGGGGAGAAGGUAAAGAUGGUGGACAUGCAAGUGAGAGGUUCCCCUCGAGAUCUUGAUCCAGGUGAUCCGUUGUGUGCCCCUCAAGCUGCAGUCUUGUCAGAAGCUCACAUUGCUCUUCUUCGGCAGCUGCAUGAAGCCUCAGCUUGGACACAGCAGGUUAAUGAUUGUAUAAUUGAACGCCUUAAUCAGACAAAGGAACUUAUCCCGCAGCCGAAGGAUCUCCAUGAAAGUGUUGAAACGGCUUCUAAAAGUGAAUCGGAAAAUGAGGAACUUGUAUCUGAGUAUGAACCUAUCACAGAUGAUGCCAUUGAAGGUCAUGUCUUGACACUGGAUGAAAGACUUGAACGAGAAGAAAGAACAAAGAAAAAAUUUGGACUGCGUUUAAAUGAUGACGAUAGAAGCAGUCAAAGAACAGAUUUAAAUUUAGAAAAUGCUGAUGAGCAUUUAGAUGGAAGGACAGGCAUUGCUAAAGGAAAACCAUGUAAACAGAAUCUUGUUUAUGAGAUGAACUUAGAACAGCUGUGUAAGGAAGUUUAUCCUGCUCUUGCCAUGAUUGGUGGAGUUGAUAGUGGACUAAGGGUAGGAAGUCAGUGUAUCCAGAAGGGCACUGGAAGGAGAGCAAUGGUCUUAGGAGCUUUACGCCAAGGACAUCCAGCUGUUAAGGUACAAUGGUGUGACUGGGAUACAAGUAUCAGUGAUGUCCCCGUGUCUAUGUUAGAGCCUGUGGAGCCGCCUCCGUUUGAUGUUUCCAAGAUGUCUGGAAUAACUGCCCAAGUCAUCACUCAAAUAAUGAGGUUGGGAGGACUCACUCAAGAGAUUGAAUUUCCUAAACUGACGUACAACCAUGAGACUGACGAGUUGCAGACCUCGUCUACGGGCAGCCUUGUGUCGCCUCAGGUUCCACAGACUCACCUGGAGUCGUUGCCCACCACUGCAGCCAAUUCUCAUGGGCCCUCACACACCUCCAGUCCACGCAAGGAGUUAAGAGUGGGCUCUGAUGGCCUGACAAUGGAGUUGCUCACUGAUCAGUUAGUUACAAACAUCAUGGAUGAAGUUACUGGACGUUCGUUUGAUGCCUGUGAUCGCCACGAGCCGCCACAACCAACACACCGUGGCUCCUCCUUGACUGGAGAUUUAAGCCAAGAAGAAGGCAUGGCUUUGCGGCUGGCUUUUUUGCAGAGUGCCAGUCUGCGAGCCAUAUGUGCCAUCAUGAAUUGUCCGUGUUAUGCCGAGAUGCUGCUGGUACCGAAGGCAGUGCAGGAAAAGGAUGGAGGUGAGAAGGGGAGCUCAGUGUCCCUGCUGCAUGAAGAAGAUGAGAUACGCUCAGCUAUAAGAGUGCUGGUGAGAUGUAUGGUGUCGGCCUGUACGCAGCCUCAACCUUUGAAGAGACAAGUGAGUGUAGCAGAGGUGGAGCGGUCACACCUUGUGCUUCACAACAUGUGUAUGAGAGCCUGGGCUGAAGACAGCCUGAGUGUGGCCGACACUCAGUCUCGCAUCAUGGCCCUCACGGCCAGUGAGGAGAACAUUUCUGAGCAGAUUGCUGAAGCAACAGAUCGACAACAAAACACAUCAGACAUACAAUCUGCUGGUGCAGAUGUUCGAGUCCCAAAGCGUCCCAUUCCAUCCCUCGGCCUUCCCAUCACUGUGCCUUGUGCUCCUGCUACUUACCCAGUAGGGGAGAUGCGUUCAUCCCAUUAUUCCCACACAUCUCAGUCAUCGCGCUCGAGUCAGAAUCCGCCAAGAGGGCGCUCAGUUGGGCCGUUGACUCCACAAAGUGCUCCUCUUCCUCCCAUGGCCAGGAGUCAUUCACCCUCCCCUCCGCUAACUCCUCUGCCACCUCUACCACCACCAGUUGCCACUCCUUUAUUGGAAAUGGGAUUUACCCUCAAACAUAUCCAGAAGGCUAUUUCUGCUCAAGGUCAUAAAGGUGAACCUUCAGCAACACAGAUCAACCAGUUGGUUACAUGGAUGUUAGAGCAUCCUUGUAUUGAUGCUAGUGAGACCAGCGAGAGGAGACGCUCUCACGAGGACACCUCUUCCUCUGCAGCUGCUUCAGGAGCUGCAGCUGUUGCUGCACAGUUAAUAGACAGAACUGAUAUUCAGGACCUAAGUGGAAGGCGAACCAACACAGGAAUUCUUCGUCGAGGAGGCUGCAUAGAUAUUAGAUCUUUCAUGGUGCCUACCAGACCUACAGGAAGAGGAGUGGACAGCAGAGACACGGAGAGCUCCAGGCAGCAUCAACAUGGCCGUAGUGAGAGCCGUUUCAGAUACAGUCGUGCAGUUUUUGAAGACCGUCACCGGAGCUCCGAUGAUGCCAUAGGAACCCUGCCGAGUGAUUUGGACCACUGGUUGUGUAGCUCACUGGGAUUAGAUGUGAUAAAUAGGAAUUCAUUCAGUGCUUCCCGUGACCAAGAGUGGAGGGCUGUGAUAGAGGCAACCACGAAUAAUGAGGGUGAGAGAGCCAUGAGUGUGUGCGAGGUGUGCCACCACCCGACCAGUAAUCUACGGCAACACAUGCGUGUAGCUCACCCAGGCUGUGCUCGACCCUGGAUGGCUGGUGUUUGUGGCACUCUUAUAGGGGGAACUUACAUCUUAUGUGAGGUAUGUCAAGAGCAGCAUGUGGGAGGCAAUGGUGGGCUUGGGCUACCUCAGGGAGAGUCAGUCGACGGCCAGGAGUGCCUGCGGGACUUAUCCACGGUAUUAGCGCCAGAUUUGGCACCAGCUCCCCUUGCCACUAUGGAAGAUGAUGGUCUAAGCAUGAAUGAAAUUGACUUGAAACUGACGAACUAUAAUGUAAUAGCUUCUCGGUUAGGCCUAACUGAAAGACAGCCCAUACCUGAUCCUAUGCCAUUCCCAAGUGCCGAUCCACUGGGUGCUACUACGUUGGGGUCCAACAUAUGUGAUGCAGCAGAGUCAAGUGCCACAGGUGCUGGAGCCCGACCACGAGACAGCAGCGUGAGCAGUGCCCAAGAACGCAGUCUCGGCGAACAAGCUGCUUCAUUAACUUCCCCCAUUGCUCGAAUCUCAGCCUUGCGCCGCACCACUCAUGCACUCCGAGUCACUAUGGCACGAGCAGUUGUGAUGAGAGCUCUCUCCCUGCUUGCUUUAAGUGGAGGGUCAUGCGACUUGUGGGCUGGGCUAGAAGCUCUGGGGCUGUGUGAUGUUCGUCUCUUAGUUCGUUUAAUGUGGCUGGUUGCUCAAGGGCGUGUUCCACUAGAUGGUUGUGCAAGGACGUGUGGUGCAGUGGUGCAAGCAACAGAUGUUAGCACAAGUCUAGCGCACCUCAGUGAUGCUAUUGGGGCACUAGCUCAAAAUGAUACUGGUGCUGCUAAAUUAUUGCUGCAACUGUGUACUCAGCAUCUAAUGGUGGCAGCUAUGGGAAUGUCCAGUGGUGACAUUGUUGGAGGGUCGGUGGAGGAAGAAGUGGUAGACAUGAGCAUUGGCGGAGAACGUCGGGAUUCACAGACCAGCUCCAGUACGCAUCAGACCAGCUUUCCUGUCACCCAGGCUCUUGUUUCUCUACUUGCUGCAAACUCUUCUCUCAUCCACUUGGCUGGUAAAGGAUUCCCCAGGAACUUGCAUCUGUCCUCCAUCGUCCAUCAUCCAUCGCCUCUCAUCCAUCUGUCGACAUUUGGUGAAGGUACAAUGUCACCAUUGGCUGCUGGCGGAGGGCAGGGUGACCCUGGCAUACAGUUAGCCAAUGCUCUUGCUGCGUGUAUUCUCUCGACACAUCUUCCACAUUCACACCGGCAGUGGGCUGCCACACAACUGGUUGAAUGUAUUGGUGGUCGUGCACGUCUAGUUGAGAAUGACAGCGACUUGCCUGGAGGUGAGACUGGCACUGGUGCAGACUUCACUGGAACUCUGCCUCAUGUCCAGACCACUUUCCUAGAGGGCCACACUGCUCGCACCUCCAAUGUUCUCUGGCUUCAGGCAAGAAAUUUAUUAGUUUCAAGUGGGCAUGACAGUUCUGUGCGCACAUGGAAAGUAGGUCAGCGGAGUAUUGGACCUCAGGAGCAUACAUUGGUGUUCCAGCAGAGUGACAGUGCAGGCAAUUACAAUGUAAACCUUGCAGCUGUGGAACAUUUGGUUUCGCUUCCCUCGGAACGAUAUGUUGCAGCGACUUUUGAAAAUGUUCUCAAUAUAUGGGCUCUGAGUGGUGGAAGCAUCGGAACGUGGUCGGGUAACAGCAUAAUAACUUGCCUGGAAGCAGCAGCCCAGGGCAUGUGUGAUUGUGUGGUCAUUGGACACCACGAUGGUUCGGUGACACUAGCAGCCAUUACCACUACUGGUGUUGUGCCCUCCACCAUCAUGCAUGCUGGAAGACAAGAUGUGUAUGUAAGUUGCAUGGCCUGGCAAGACCAAGACAAGGAGCUGGCUGUGGGCUUCAGUGAUGGAAUUGUUCGUGUUUGUUUUGUCAACACUGAUCUGGACAGCGUCACCCUCAGAGUACAACAGGGUCCAGUUCAGUGUCUGGAGUGGAGCAGCAACUGUUGCUUACUGGCAUCUUGUGGUGAAGGUGGAACCAAAGUCUGGGCACAAACAGCAAAUGGCUGGACACCAGUGUAUUCCUUAGAUUACAAGUCUUUACCUUCAUCAGUUAAAUGGUCUCCAGUUAUAAGUAAGAAUGGUGGUGUAAGUGAAGGAGUGUGCGUACACAUGCUGGUGGUUGGCCACGAGGAUGGUUUGGUAACAGUCUGGGUCGUACCUCAGACUCCUGCUUCAGAGGCUUCGGAGUACGAGGGAAGUGAGCAACCUGAAAUUUGUUCACCGACUCUGUCUCACAGCCCCCGCUGUUUGCUCCAACUACGUGGUCAUCAAUGUUCAGUUACUGCACUAGAUAUAUCACUCUCAGGUCUUAUGCUGGCUACAGGUUGUUUGAAAAGCACAAAUGGACUGGUGAAUGUAUGGUCUCUUCAAGAUGGUUCCCUGCUGCAGACAGUAGUAGGCUCAGGAGGCAUCUCUGGUCUAGCAUGGGCUGGCACCACAGGCCUAGCUGUUAGUCUCACACAAUCACAGAAUGUGAUGUUUAUUUCCUUGACGGAAGAUCAGUUUCGCAAGCUUCGGGUGGUAGCACUCUGCCGGACAAGAUUACAUGCCUGGGGAAUGUCUGGCUUGCACCAGGCACCAUGUCUCCGAGCUCUGCUUUGUCACCUACCUUCACUCCUCCUCUCUCAGUACCUUCAUGAGAAACCAAUGGUGAGCAGUGGGGAACAACUAGUGCACAGUCGGUACCUGCAGCAGCUGUGCUCACUGGCUCUACUGCUCAGGUUGGACAGUGUUCUCUGUACUCAGCCAGCACCCAUCCAUGUAGCCAACCCAGGCACAGCUGUUGAAUGGAAUUGGUUAGACACGCUGUGUACUGCCGUCAGUACUGCCGAAAGUUUGAAUAACCGUACUUCCCUGCCACGAUCUUUCAUUACCAGACAUUUUAAACAUUCGGAUUUUUCAGAUGACAAAGAACAGGUGAGCCUUGCAUUAGAGAACGAUAAAUGGGAUGAAGAACAAGAUGCAGCAGUGAUGGCAUGGGCCACACAACAGCCAGGAGACUGGCAAGUGGGUGGACGAUGCCAAGUGUACAUGUGGGGAAGUGGAAGACAUGGACAGCUUGCUGAAACAGGUCGGAGUAGUCAGGUUCCUGUAUUGACCGAGACUUUAGGGUGUGCACAGCAAGUCGUUUGUGGUCAGAACUGUACCUUCAUUGUGACAGCCAAUGGAUCAGUUCUAGCGUGUGGUGAAGGAAGUUAUGGCCGACUUGGUCAGGGAAAUUCUGAUGACCUUCACACUCCUUCAGUUAUAUCUACUUUGCAAGGUUUUGUAGUGACACAGGUUGCCACUUCAUGUGGCUCUGAUGGCCACAGCCUGGCAGUAACAGACAGUGGGGAGGUCUUCUCCUGGGGAGAUGGUGAUUAUGGUAAAUUAGGACAUGGUAAUUCGGACCGUCAACGAAGACCACGACAAAUCGAAGCAUUCCAAGGACAGGAGGUGGUGCAGUUAGCCUGUGGGUUCAAGCACACAGCAGUGGUAACUGCUGAUGGCAAGCUCUUUACCUUUGGCAAUGGAGACUAUGGAAGAUUGGGCCUUGGCUCUACUGCGAACAAGAAACUACCAGAAAGAGUUAUGGCUCUGGAUGGUUGGGGGAUUAGACAAGUAGCUUGUGGCUUAAAUCAUACUGUGUGUUGUAGUACUGAUGGAAAUAUAGUUUGGGCUUUUGGAGAUGGUGAUUAUGGGAAGUUAGGUCUUGGCAACUCAACAUCUAAAUCAACUCCUCAGAAAGUGGAGGCAAUGUGUGGAAUUGGCAUUAAAAAAGUGUGUUGUGGUACUCAGUUUACAGUGUUUCUCACCAAAGACGGACGGGUUUACACUUGUGGAAUGGACCGUCUCAUUGGCCAGCCAGAAUCCCGUACGAGAGGCCACAAUCGCCCUCAGCAAGUUCCAGCACUUAUGAAUCAUAUUGUCGUGGAUGUAGCAGUUGGAUCUGAACACACAUUGUCUCUAACAUCUACUGGGGAUGUAUUUGGAUGGGGUGUUAAUAGUGAUGGUCAGUUGGGCUUGGGACAUUCUGCAGCAGUGAGAGAGCCACAGCUUAUUCGCACAUUAUCUGGGAAAGGUAUUCGCCAGAUCAGUGCUGGUCGCAGCCAUAGUGCUGCCUGGACAGCCCAUCCUCUUCCUCCUGUUACACCAGGAAAUCCAGCACCCACACAACUUGGAAUCCCUGCUUCGGUGCCACCACAAUAUCCUAAUCUUCAGUGUGUUUCACGAAGUGCUCUCUGUGCUCGACUACGACUUUUGCACCAAUUCAGUGAUCUGUUGUAUUCGUCGUGGAAACUCAUAACUCUCACUCCAGGCACUGAUUGCUAUGUAGAUAAUGUUAGUGCUGUUACCUCUGCUGCUGUACGCUCUCUUGUAUCACCCAGGGUGUACACGCUUCCUCUGGUACGUUGCUUGGGCCGCACUAUGGUUCAGGGACGUAAUUACGGUCCCCAGGUGACAGUAAAGAGAAUAUCUAGUAGAGGAUCUCCUUGCAAGCCCAUCUUUACUCAGUUGGCUCGACAAGUUGUAAAGCUGAAACCAGCGGACUUGCGGCUCCCAUCUCGUGCUUGGAAGGUAAAACUUGUUGGAGAAGGAGCAGAUGAUGCAGGAGGAGUGUUUGAUGACACCAUGACUGAAAUGUGUCAUGAGCUUGUCACAGGCGCUGUCCCACUUCUCAUACCCACACCCAAUGCCAUAUCUGAUGCUGGCAAUAACCGAGAUCGUUUCCUGCUUAACCCGGACCUCGCACAGCCUCAUCACUUCAUGUGGUUCAAGUUUUUGGGUAUACUGUUUGGUAUUGCUAUCCGCACGAAGAAACCACUGGCACUACCCCUCGCUCCAUUAGUGUGGAAGCUCCUGGCUGGCAUUGCUCCUUCAUCAGCAGACUUAGAAGAGGUAGAUGUGGAAUACAUGCAGAGCUUAAGGGCCAUCAGAGAUAUAGAUCAAGAUGGUGUAACAGAAGAUACCUUCCAUGAUGUAAUUCCUCUGGAGAGCUUUGAGUGCAUGAGCAUGACAGGAGUAAGAGUCGCUGUAGUGCCAGGAGGCCGGGCAGUGCCACUCACAUUCACCAAUCGGCAGGAGUAUGUCAAUCGUACUAUUUACUACAGAUUGCACCAGAUGGACAGACAGAUUGGAGCUGUCAGAGAAGGUAUGGCUUGGAUAGUGCCUGUACCACUGCUCUCCCUGAUGACAGCCUCACAUCUAGAACAGCUAGUGUGCGGCCUCCCACACAUAUCAGUAGCCACUCUCAAGAAGGUUGUGAGAUAUCGUGAGGUGGAUGAGCACGAUCCUCUUGUGGUAUGGUUGUGGUCAAUCCUGGAGUCGUUUAGCCCCUGUGAGAGAGUUCUUUUUGUAAGAUUUGUUUCUGGCAGGUCACGGCUUCCAGCCAACUUGGCUGACCUGUCACAACGCUUCCAGGUAAUGCGUGUGGAUAGGCCCAUAGAUACUCUCCCAACAGCUCAGACAUGUUUCUUCCAGCUUAGACUUCCACCAUACUCAAGCCAGGAAGUGAUGGCAGAGAGGCUGCGAUAUGCUAUUAACAACUGCCGUUCUAUUGACAUGGACAAUUACAUGUUAGCUAGAAACCAGGACCCCAAUCACCACUCAGAUGAUGAUGAAUUUUGAACAGUGGCAGUAGAUUAAUGUCAAUGAAAUGUGUGGAAUGGUAGUUAAUGAUUGUUUUAAACAUUGUUCUCUAAGAUAUUCAUGGUGACCUCGAUAUAACUACAGUAGCAGGGUCUGGAAUACGAAGAUUGAUGUCCUUGCCAGAUUAUGUUUGUUACCCCAACUGGUAGGAAACUGUUAAAACUGUUGCUUUUUUAUAUUUUAUAUUUAUUGUAGUUAUAUUAUUUGUGACAGCCUAUUAGAUCUAUACAAAAAUGGUUUGCAUCUAAUUUUUGUUUGACAGUUAUUGAUUUAAGGAAGAAUUUCAUGCAAAGCUGCAUGCAGUAUUUGCACCUUGAAUAUUUGUAUUAAAUUCUAAUCUUGUAAAUGUUAAGCUGCAUUGGGUUACAAGAAACACAGAAGAUUCUCAAAUAACCUCAGAAUGCAAAUCAGACAUUAGCGUGUGUUUCUCACUCGUAUGUUUUUGUGAUAGGUGAUGUCAUGUAGAAUAACUUUCAUGGUAUGUAGAAUUAAUGCAUUAGGCUGUUGUAUUUGUUGAUGUCAGUACUGUAUUGAAAUUAGUAAUGAGCUGAUGAAAUGCCGAACCACACUAACCAUGUUUGCUAAAUUAAUGUCUAAACUAGUCUUGAACCACCAAUGACCAAAAAGAAAAAGUAAUGACAUAUAUUGAAUGUAUUUUCUUUCUUAAUUUUGUACUUUUGAUAUUCUGUAUAGAAUAAAUGUAUAUAAUGCUGUGUGGUGGAUUAGAUACAUUGCUAUAUUAAAUAUAUUUUUGCAUAAUCAGGUGAAGUAAAUUAAAAUUAACUGGUUAUUAAUUUUUUAUAUUAUAAGCUAAAGAAAUAAUUAUAAAUGAAUAAAAUGUCACUGAAUUAGUUAUCUCAUAAUGCAGCAGUAAUAGGCAAAGUAUGAGAUUUGCCAGAAAAAAAAAAAAAAACUGGUUGGUAUAGAUGUUGCAUUCUGAUGUAUUUUUCAUGCAUUCACAGUCAGGUAGAAUUUAUUUGUGAAGUUUACCACAUGAGCUGUUUCUCACCAAGGUUGAAAAUUUUAAUGAUAUACAUUAAUAACAAUAUCUCAGCCAUGAAAUUUAAACCAACAUAGAUAUAAUAAUAACCCACAAGUAAGUGGAAAAAAAAAAACCACUUUAGAGAUCACAUUAGCAGUGUGCUAGAGUACUGGUGGGUUUUAGCUAAUUCUGACAGUAUCAGGAAGAAUUUUUUUCAUCUUAUCCCUAGUUCAUGUGUACACUUGUAUAUUGCACAUCACUGUCUUUUCCUGCCUUUGGUCAGUAUUGUGGUACCAUUUUUUUUUUUUUUUUACAAAGAAACUCUGGCAUAAAAGUGAUGAGCAUUCAUUAAUGGCAUUGGUUAAUUUUAAUGUAAACCUUAAUCUAACAUUACAUACUAGAACAUGCGAAGCAAGCACCAGAUGAGCCUGGCCCAAGGCCGGGCUUUGAGAAUGAGGAAAAAAAUACUCUGAACUCAUCAAAGGUAGCUUUGGUGCGUUUUCUCGUGUUUACUUGUAAAUGAGUUUUCCGUUAGCCCUUUCACUUAUUUCACAAGUUGAUUUUAAAAUUAACCAAAUUUUUAAGAUUAACCGAAGCAAUGGCUAACUGAAAUUAUUUAGGAUAUAACAAGUAUGAUGAGGAUUUAGUUUUGAUUGUAAUGUGAUAACAAAUAUAUCAUCAUAUAACAAAUAUUAUGAUAUAUUAAAAAAUACUGCACUCUGAAGGGGGUGGAGAUACUUGCAGUUCUGACCUAGUAUUGGCACUCCUCUGACAAGACAGUGAUGGAGUGAGUGAUGGUGAAAGUGUUUUUUCUUUUAUGAGCCACCCUGCCUUGAUGGGAGAUGGCCAGUUUGUUGAAAAGCCCUAAACUCAUAUGGGCUGUGGAAAAAAUGUCAAUUUGUUAACAUUACAAAAAAAAAUCACCAUUUUCAUAUUUACUUUCAACUUUCAAUCAGUAACUUAACAGUUUAUGUAUAAGACCAUGCAAGAUUUUAUGGUGUAUAAACGGUGUAUUUUUCACUAAAGUGUAGCUGCAAUACUUAGCAGUCUUACAGUGCAUAUGUAAAAUGUAAAGAAAUAAUAGUAAUGUAUUGUUGCAGUUUAGGGACCAAACCAAAACUUCACAACCAUUGCUUCAACUCUAGUGUCAUUGCUUUAUGUUCAGCACUGGUUCCAUUGGUUCAAGGGGCUUUCAGGGGGUCAGUACUGAUUCCAUUGGCUCAAGGGUUCAAUACUAGUUUCAUUGGUUAAUGUUCAAUACUUGUUUUAGGGGUUCAGUACUUGUUCCACUAAGUGUGGUUUGCAUUCCAUCACUAAUUUGUGCUUUUUUUUCACUAAAGAAGCUGCAUAGGAAACACAGUAUCAAUGCACAUUUGUGUUUGAUUUGUUUGAUUUCAUUCUGAAAUUCACUCUUAAAUUUCUCUUGUGUUGUAUACUCAAAUAGCAGUUUUGAAAAAAAAAUAUUUAUAAUUUUUGUGUACAGAAAGUGAGGUUUACUGUACACACGACUGAUAUUCUUAGUAAUCUAUUUGUAAGUUUAAGAAUACAGUACCAAAGUUUUUCUACGAUUUUAUUGUAAAGGUGGACACGUGCGACUUAGAAAUGUCAUUGUCAGUGUGGGAGGAAAAAGGCAAAAAUAACUGGCAAGAAAUGUUAGACUUUGUCAAAGCUUUUAAUAGAAUGUGGUACUUCUCUAGAUAUUGAUGACUUUUCAUAUUUUUUGUGUUAUGCACUCAUAAAAGGAGGGAAAGAAUGGGGGUGAGGGUGUUAUGGCACUGCUGUGAUUCUACUGAACACUUGACCCCAUCUCUGGUGAAGGUAGGGAGGGAGGAAUAGUGGAAGUUAAAAAAAAAAAAAUGUAUAUAUAUGACAUAGCUCUUCUCAGAAUGGUUACAGGCUCCCUCUCCAGUUGAUAAAUAUACUAAUUAGGUUUAUCUCCAUUUUCCUCACAUUUAACUGAUGUAGAGGAUAUAAAAAUAUCAUGGGGACUGAUGAUGCAGGAAACUGCUAAUUUAGUUCCAUCUGUGAAGCCCUGUGAUUGAUAAUGUAGCAAACAUUAUCCAGAUGCAAGAGCAGAAUUGGUCACUAAGAAAGAGGUACUUGGCAGCUGGAGUUAUUAAGCAGAGGGGAGUAGUUUUUUAUCAUUAGAAAUCAAGUUUUACAAACAGCUGUUAAGUGGGGAUCUACUGUGCCAUUAAAUAUUCCAGAAAACUGAGGGAGGUGCUGCAACAUGUAAUGAACUCUAUCGUGUCUCCCGGGGUCAUGGACAAAGCCGACAAAAAUUCUCUUGAAUAUUCUUUUGAAAAAGUCCACACAGUUGAGACUGCAAUACACCAUAUCAUACCUUGCUUUAGUUUCUGCAUUUCUGCCUAACCCAGCAACAGAAUUACUGGCAUAAAUACUGUAGCAGGUUUUCUUGACAAUAACAGCUGUAAUUUUCACACAAGAUUUAGCAAUAGCAUGAAAAUAAAUGCGUUGGCAUAUUUGACAUUAUUCCAAUUAAAGGGCCAAAAUACUUCUUGCAGGAAGGCUGUGAUGCGAGGCUCCAAAUGGAGUAAUCCACUUUGUGCAUACCUACUGAUCAAAAUAUGCUUGGGAUUAAUUUAAUUAAUUUCUACCAUAUUUACAGCUAGUCAUGGUUGUUCGUAUCCGUUUUGUUCAAAUAUUCACAGUUUAAAUGCUUAUGAAGCAAAAACACUCAGUAAAAUUAUGAAUCUUGAUUUAGGUUUUAAGGUUCUUGAAUAUUUCAAUUUUUAUGUAUUUUCCAUUGAUUCCAUUUGUAAUUAAUGAUUGUGUUUGAUGUACAUUUUUCACAAUUUAUUAGAAAUGAAUAGUAUAAUUUGCAUACUUGUUGAAAAAUUGAUGAUCAGGCUUGUAACUUAUUGCUUUUAUUUAUUGUACUAGUAUUUUCAGAAUACAAGUAUACUGUAUAUUCUUCAUUUUAUUGUCAUCCUGUAGACAGAAACUUUUGGAACAAUACUUUCACGUAUCAGACGAGUUACUUUUAUGAAAAUUUGGGAUUUACAUGAAACUGCAUAAUGUGGACUAAAGAACACAUGGAAAAAACAUGGUAGUGUUCUUGAUACAGGCAGUCCCUGCUUAUACAGCAGGUGAGGUUCUGGGCUAUUGAUUUAAAGUGAAAUGUAGCUUUUUUCACUCAUAUAUUUCAUAUAUUGAGUGAACAAUAAAGCUAGGCUUAAAAUAAUCCAUAUACAGUUCGUACAUUACUUACCUUAAAAUAUUUUUGUCGUUAGCUUAUAGUGUGUGGUGAAUAUUUAUUGUAGGAACUUUGAAUAAAUGAAGAAUAGGUAUAAUUGAAAAUCACUUCAUUAGUGAAAUGCCAUAAAGGUAAGCACUGUAGGAUAAAAUGAUUGUCAAUGUAGGGAAAAGGAUGAUGUGAUGUAUUGUGAUUGUUGUACUUGUUGGUGAUUGUUUAAUAAGUCCUACGUUUUUGAUCAUUUGAUAUAUCAUACAGAUCUUUGUUUCUACAAGUACAUGUACAAGGUGUACAGGCCUAGCUGACAUUAAUGACACUACUAUAUGGAAAGCCCCUUGUUAUGCACAGCAUUUUGGGCAAAUUAGGUUUUUUUUUUCCCCAGGAUGCAAUCUACACCAAUCGACUAACACCCAGGUACCAUUUUACUGCUCGGUGAUCAGUGACAGCAGGUAUUUUAAUGUUUGCACCAGUGCCAGGGAUCGAACCACAGACCUCAAUGUGUGAGUAGAGUUCGUUGAACCUUCUUAACAUUAAAUAUAAAUUUCAAUGCUUUAUAUUGUUUUAAAUAAUUUGUACAAUAUUCACUUUAGGUACAAGAAGAAAUAGGUGAAAUAGCACUUUAUUUUUCUUAUUAAAUACAGUAUGUAAAUAUAAAACUUAGAAUUUAAACUUACGAAGAGUAGAAAAUAUUAUCUACAGUCAAACCAUGGAAUUUACAUAUUUUGUAAUCUGUAUGACUUAUGGAUAGUUUAAUUCAUUCUUUCAAAUGUGGUCAUAUUUUCUGUGCUCAAUCUAUUUUUCUCCAUGUAUUUGUGUGUCAUUAUUAAGAUUAGAGCAAAAUUUACAGAUACAUGACCAUAACAAAUGGAACUUUUUUGAAAUGUAGUCUUGUGCAAAAUACAAAACAAUGAAAAUUUAAAUUACAAGAUAGUUUCUAGGAAUGUAAACAUUGCAUAUUCUUGGGUUUAACUGUGUAUAAUGGAAAAAAUGUGCUAAACCUAAAUGGGGUCAUACAUCUGUACUGUAUUUAUACAAUGCCUUUAAACACUGGGCAUUUCAAGGGAGAGGGAGUAACUUGACGGUCAUCACAGACAUACCUCAUUAAUACGGCGCUCACUUUACAGCACUUUGCUAAUACAUCUCUUUUCAAUUUAUAUUCAUAUUAUUUUUGGCUCUUGCCUUGCUCUUAAAGUGUUUUUUCCCAAUUUUAAUUUUAUUUAUUAAUUUUACUUUUGUAUAAUUUUUUAGGCCUAGUGCUAUUGCACACUUAAUAAGUUAUAGUAAACAUGCUUUUAGGCAUUUAUAUGCACUGCAAAGUGGAAAAAAAGGCUGUGAUUUGCAUUACGAUGGAUGUCUGUAUUAGUGAUGUAUGCCUGUACAGGAGAGGCCCCACUUGUACAGCAGGUUGGGUUCUGGGCUAUUGCUGUAAAGUGAAACAGCCUUUUUCAGUUUCAAAUGCAUACAAAGCCUGAUAACAUGUUUACAUACAUAUUAGGCGAGCAAUAUAGCUAGGCCUAAAAAAUGCAUAUACAGCAUACACAUCUUAAAAUAUUUUCACCCUUAGCUUACGGUGAAUGGUAAAUAUAUUGUAGGAAGUCUGAUUAGCAAAAUGCUGUAAGCGAAGCGUUGUGAAGUGGGGCUCCCCCUGUAUUAAAGAAAGAAGUUCCCCUGCCUUUGCUCAGAUCAAGCUUGAUUAUUUCCCAUUCCUCAAGCUGUGUAUGACCCUUACAAGUUUAACACUUCUUAAUGAGCAUAAUAGUAAUUUAACUUUUGCUGUCUAAUUUAAUGUAGAAAUAAACAAAUUUCUUUGUGUCCAUUGGAUAUAACUUCUAAAUUGCUAAACAUAAAAUGUUUAGAAUAGCUAAAUAUUGAGGUAUCUAACAAAAACAUUAGAUUCUUUUAUUUUCUUGGAUCAAACCUGAUUUCCUCUCAUUCCCCUUGCAUUGUAUGAUCGCUAUGGGUUUAAAGCUUCUUAAAAAUUAUAAUUUUUAGUGGAAAUGAAGUUUAAGGUACAGUAUAUCCUAGUUUAUUGCUAACUUGAACAUUUUGUAACAUUAAUUAAUAUGAAAAGCUAGUACUGUGCACAAUACAGCCUCUCCUCACUUAACGACAGAAUUUCGUUCCUAAGACCACGUCGUUAAACAAAUUCGUCGCUAAGUGAGGAGUAUACGUACUAUAAUGGUAGUGGGUCUGUCAGCCAUCUUUGAUAUUGUUUUAAUGUCACCUAUGCACCAUUUUUAACAUUUCUGGUAUAUUUUCAAAUGUUUAUAGUGUACUGUAUAUUGCAAUAAACAGAAUAGAGGAAAUCAGCUCUAAUACACAUUACAGUGGAACACAGAGUUUUAGCCGCCCUGAGAAUUGGCCGCUUCGAGUUUCGACCACUAUUUUGGGCUAAAUUUUGUCCCGAGUUUAAGCCGUUGCCCUGUGUUUCGGCCAGCAUACCAGACCUGUCCGUCUUCUCAUGCCUGCGCGGCCUCCCUGCGAAGGUGUCGUGAACCAGUCUAGGUUUGUUUAUCCUUGAGUGGACAUUACCCUGCAUGCUCAUCCAAACAUUUCACAAUAAAUUCAUUGGGUUUAGUGCUUGUUUAUUAAUUGUGACUGUGAAAUAAGCCACCAUGGGGCCCAAGAAACUUCCUAGUUACAGCAGUUGAAGCAAGAGCUUCAACUGGAACAGCAUCAGACCACAGCUGAGGAACUUGCUUCAGAGGAGGUAGAAGAAGGAGUGAAGCAGAUGCCUUCUUCAGUGAUUAAGGACAUGUAUGGAAUGUGGAAUAAGUUGCAAA